AAAAAAACAGUUUCUUUUCUUUUUUUCACUUUAUAAAUAUAUACACCUAUAUCUAAUGAGUGUCGAUUUUCAGUCAUUUAUGUCUCGUAAAGGAACUAAAACCUUAGGGCUUGUUCUUCUUUUAUCUUGUUUAGCACUAUUAACAAAAUAUUGUACAUAUGAACCCUAUACUUCUCAUUUUAAAAGAGCAAUUUUUUUUAAAAAUGAUUUAAUACUUCAACAUGAAGCCCGAUUGAAUAACCAAUUCACUUGGGCUGACGGGAAAGGUGACAUACAUCAAUUGCCGAUUGAAACUAUUUUAUCAAAAUCAUUUUCGUUAUCCUCUUAUUCUGAAGAAUCUCAAAUUAUUCCUUAUUAUUACAAAUCUCAAAUCAACUUUAUGGACGAAGAUAUUACAAUUAUCACUUUAGUUACGAGAAAUAGAAUUCCAAAUCUAUCAAGACUUGCAACAAAAUAUCAAGGGCCUAUCUCAGUGACUAUUCAUGUCUCUGAUGACGAUGAAGGUGAAUUUACACUUGAAAUCUUGGAACAAGCCAUGAAUAAGAACUCGAAUAUGCGCAAAUAUGUAGAUGUUCAUGUUAUUCGUGACAAAUUUGAUCGCGAAUUAAACCUUUGGAGAAAUGUAGCUAGGCUCUUUGCUCGAACAGAAUAUGUCAUGCAACUCGAUAUCGAUUUCUAUCCUUCCACCGAUAUCCGCCAUUCUGUUCUUAAUAACCCUAAGGCCAUGAAUCUCUUAAGAACUGGGCAAUCAGCCUUGGUUAUCCCCGCCUUUGAAUAUUCAAGACAAGAAGAAGGCUUAGAUUAUCGUACAUUCCCAAAGACAAAGUCUGAGCUUGUUAAAGAAUACAAGGAUAAAAAUAUCGAAAUGUUUCAUUCCUUUUGGUUACCAGGACAUGCCCCCACUGAUUAUGAUGACUGGCUUAAUGAAAAUGAAGAGAUUUAUAAAGUCACCAGUUACCAAUACUCUUAUGAGCCCUAUGUUAUCUUUAAGAAUCAAGGUUCUCCUUGGUGUGAUGAACGUUUUGCUGGUUAUGGUAGUAAUAAAGCAGCUUGUCUCUAUGAACUUUAUAUCUCUGGUGUUAAUUUUUAUGUCUUACCAAAUGACUUUAUCAUCCAUCAAACUCAUGCCUAUCCUGAUGAAGCAAGACAGAUAGAGAGAUAUUAUAAUCGUAGAUUAUAUACACAAUUUAGAGAGGAAACUUGUAUACGAUUAGCUCGUAGAUUUAUUACUCAAAACAAAUGGGAGGAUCCAAAGUCUGAAAACUUAAGGGAAGAAUGUGCUUCUAUAAAACCUUACCAAAGAGCCAUUGCUAGGUUCGUGUAACGUUCCUCAUUCGGUGGCGUACUGUUGUUGUUGUUUCUUUUCGAAGCCACAUAGAGUACAUAUAUAGGCAUUUCCAUUUAUUUAUACACAUAAACAAAUAUUGUACAGUAGUUUACCUUUAUAUUUUGUCAUUUUAUUUUUAUUUUAUUUUUUUUUUUACAUUCUCCUCCUCCCCUUUAUUCUUUUGUAUUUGCAUAUGUGUAUUAUAUACUUAUAAUAACUAUACACUUAAAUAAAUAAAUAGAUAUAUACAUAUAUAAUAUACGUUUAUUGACGUUAUAACCUUUAAUGUUCUUUUUUUUUUGUGCAACAAAUAUAUUAUGUAAGGAUGUGCAUGUGCAUAGAAAUUGCUAUGCUAUUU
Molecule: messenger RNA, 1685 nt
Organism: Cokeromyces recurvatus
Lineage: Eukaryota; Fungi; Mucoromycota; Mucoromycetes; Mucorales; Mucoraceae
Product: glycosyl-transferase for dystroglycan-domain-containing protein
Exons: 4
Coding region: 56-1324 (422 amino acids)
Biological process (GO): protein O-linked glycosylation via mannose
Molecular function (GO): glucuronosyltransferase activity; xylosyltransferase activity
Source: RefSeq, a predicted model, not a curated record